Messenger RNA from Vidua macroura (Pin-tailed whydah), 2381 nucleotides. Its product is annotated as PHD finger protein 7-like. Gene Ontology annotation, cellular component: nucleus. The coding region runs from base 337 to 2298 and encodes 653 amino acids. The transcript has 9 exons. NCBI's taxonomy places the organism in Eukaryota, Metazoa, Chordata, Aves, Passeriformes, Viduidae. The record is from RefSeq and is a predicted model, not a curated record.
GGGAGGAGAAGGCUGGAUCAGGAGGCUGCUGCCCAGGGACCAGAGGGGCGCCACACCUCGGGAUCUGGGCCUGUGCUGCAGGCUCACCUGCCUCUCCCUUCCCAGAAUCAGCAGAGGAACAACCAGAGCAGACUGCGGUGUUCCUCGAGGCGACAACAGGAGGAGAAGGCGGACAGGAGCAGGGCUCACGCAGGGCUGAGCAGGGACUAGUGCCCUCGUGGCUCUGGGCCUGUUCUGCAAAGUCCCCACACUCUUCUUUCUCCCACAGAAAGAGAGGACUAGCACCUGGAGGAGACCGUGGCAUUUCUGGACAGGGACUCACCGCUGACAGCUGCCAUGUCUUACAGCAAGCAGGAGGGCCCUGAUGCCAGGGAGCCAGCCUGCAUGCUGUGCUGCCGUGCAGAGGCUGACCCAAACAUCUGCGGUGACAAACUGGAGAAGCGUGGGCUCUGUGCCCACGUGUUCUGCCUGUUCUUUGCCACUCUACUUGUUCGUCAAGAGAACAAUCGUGUUGGACUCAUGGGAUUUCUUCCUAGAGAUAUCCAAAUUGCAGUCCGGCGGGCGGCACAAAAGCGCUGCUGUGUCUGUGGCCAGAGCAAGGCAACCAUCAUGUGUUGCAAGGCAGACUGUAGCAGAUGGUUCCACCUGCCCUGUGCCAAGGAGGGUGGCUGUGUCACACAGUAUAUUCCAGAUUACAGCACCUACUGCCCUGAGCACCGUCCAGAGCAAGAGGUGGAGGCGACUCCAGAGCCGGGCACCAAUUGCCUCAUCUGCAUGGAGCCUGUGGAGGAUAGAAAGACCUUCAGAACCCUGGUGUGCCCAGCGUGCAAAAGGGCCUGGUUCCACAGGGACUGCAUCCAGGGACAGGCCAUGUGCGCUGGUCUUUUAUCCCUCCGCUGCCCCCUGUGCAGGGACAUUGAAAAAUUUCUUGUACAAAUGUUCAUCAUAGGGAUCCGAAUUCCCUUCAGAGAGCCAACAUGGGAGGACAAUGAUGCUUUCGCGGAUCUAGGAGAGAGGCACAGCAGCUGUACUGCCAGGGAUUGCCUUUACCCAGGAGGCAGGGAGGAGGCAGAGGAAGAGGGGUCCUGGGAACUGCUCCUGUGCUCCUCCUGCGCUGCUGAGGGCACCCACAGGCGCUGCUCUGGCCUGACAAACCACAUAGAGAGCUGGGAGUGUGACAGCUGUGCUGGUCUCGGAACGGCUUCCAGGGAUGAGUCAGAGCUCAGUGGCCCCAGCCUGACCAGACAGUCAGGACUGGAGCCUGCUCAUGGCUCCUCAGCAUCUGAGGCCAUCAGCCCCAGCUCCAGCACCCUGGUGCCAUCGGGGCUGGAUCCCCAGUCUCUGUCUGCAGAGCCCAGCAGCCACCAACACACAGCAUGGCAGCAGUCUCUGCUGUCUUCUUCACCGGACACCAGCAGCCCCAGCACAUCAAGGUCAACAUACUGCAGCUCUGACCCUGAGGACAGGGUCCAUUCCAGACAUGCUGGGCGCGACUGCAGGCGAACGUGCUCUCGCCAGCAAGGUCGGAACGCAGAUGGACCCAUCCGAUCAAGGAGUCGCUGUGACAGGAGCAGCAGGACAAGAUCAAGGACUGAGAGGCCCAGGCGACAGGAGACGUCGUCACGGGCAUCCCCCAGACGCAGCUGCUCCCACCAGCAAGGUCAGGCCCAGAGUCCACCUGUCCGGUCCAGGAGUCGCCGUGACAGGAGCAGCAGGACAAGAUCAAGGACUGAGAGGCCCAGGCGAUGGGAGACGUCAUCACGGGCAUCCCCCAGACACAGCCGCUCCUGCCAGCAAGGUCAGGCCCAGAGUCCGCCUGUCCGGUCAAGGAGUCGCCGUGACAGGAGCAGCAGGACAAGAUCAAGGACUGAGAGGCCCAGGCGAUGGGAGACGUCAUCACGGGCAUCCCCCAGACACAGCCGCUCCCGCCAGCAAGGUCAGGCCCAGAGUCCACCUGUCCGGUCCAGGAGUCGCCGUGACAGAAGCAGCAGGACAAGAUCAAGGACUGAGAGGCCCAGGCGACGGGAGACGUCGUCACGGGCAUCCCCCAGACACAGCCACUCCCGCCAGCAAGGUCAGGCCCAGAGUCCACCUGUCCGGUCAAGGAGUCGCCGUGACAGAAGCAGCAGGACAAGAUCAAGGACUGAGAGGCCCAGGCGACGGGAGACGUCGUCACGGGCAUCCCCCAGACACAGCCACUCCCGCCAGCAAGGUCAGGCCCAGAGUCCACCUGUCCGGUCCAGGUGUCGCCGUGACAGGAGCAGCAGGACAAGAUCAAGGACUGAGAGGCCCAGGUGACGGGAGACGUCAUCACGGGCAUCCCCCAGACGCAGCCGCUCCCACCUGCAGCACUGGGCCUCAAAUCAACCUGUCCUGUCCAG